Messenger RNA from Racocetra fulgida, 1377 nucleotides. NCBI's taxonomy places the organism in Eukaryota, Fungi, Glomeromycota, Glomeromycetes, Diversisporales, Gigasporaceae. The record is from the annotation of a GenBank genome assembly.
AUGACCGAUCCUGGAAAUGCAAAUACUCUCAGAAGGGGUGAACCGUAUGGUUUCCAGCUUCCGACUCCUAAUAUAAAUGCUUUUGAGGAAAGUUCUGAGCCAACAUCUUUUGCAGGAGGUCCUAUUAGACAUCGCAAAAAACGUAAUCAUACAAAUACACCAUAUACGCGAGUUGCUAGUUCACCUAAUCCAAACCCCCAAGGGACUCACUGGCUGUUGAACAUUGUUAAGAAAUAUAUCCCACAGCCCACCACUGAGGAUACAGCUAUGGAAAUAACUUCAACCGAAAACGAAACGAUCACGGGGAACAUUGUGCAAAGUUCUAUAGAAGAACUAAACAACGCAAUAGUGAGGCAUGAAGAACAACCCCAACAAUCACAAUUGGAUACAAUAACAAAAAUGAAUUUAAAGAGCAAAUUUAACAGAUCAAGUUCAAAGAUUGCUGCAAGAUUCGGUCGUAGGAUGUAUUCAAACCCUCUACACAGACGAGGGACUAUUCCUAGAAAAAGGGUUAAUCAUGUUUCAGCACGAGAAGAGGAUCUCCUUUAUCCGGAUGAGAUAAAUGGAUCAUUAUCAGAUAAAGAGCAACUCCUUGAAAUACCGGCGGAUUGGUAUAAGCCUUUCAAAAAUUUGGCAGUGAACGAUUCAUUUUCAACAUCAUCAUCAGGAACGUCGACACCUUCACAAGAACCGGACACAAGCAAAAAGUCUUUAUCCCAAGGGCCUCCUCUUAAGAAGUUUAAAUCAGAUCUUGUUCCAGACAUAAAUUGGUUCAACUAUCACCCUUCAGAGAAAAGAGUGUCCAUUCCUGCAAGUUCGACUUCGAAAAACCAAAAUAUUUCUAUUGAUGCCAAUUUACCGAAGGUUCCUUUCAGUAAUUCUUCGGUCACUGUUUCCAAACCAGAUGAUUCUGAAUCAUAUCUAAAAAAUGAUGAGGAACUUAGUACUACCCCUUUGGUACCACCGAGAUUCACUCAAAUUGUUGAUCAUACAGUAAAAAAUGAACAUUAUUAUAGUGAAGCAAAGAAAAAACUUGAUUUUACUACAAAUGGAUUAGUUAGCACUAUUUCUGCUUUCACACCUAUUUCAAAAGAUAUUUUAUCGUUCAGUACUCCUGUUAAUAAAUUAAAAAGAUCAGUUAAUCAGAAUAUUGACAAACCUCUGGAUAAACCGGUUGAAACCCCAGAUGUUACUGAACCAACUGUUGUUAAUAAUGAAAUCGAAGAGACGGAGCCCACUGAAGGUCAAGUGGAUAGUGAAUAUAAAGAAGGGGAAGAAAAUAAAGAAGUCCAAGAAAUCGAAGAAAACAAAGAAAGCGAAGAUACUAAAGAUGAACAAGAAAACAAAGAGAAGGAAAUCAAGGAAGACAAAAAAUAA